Pipistrellus kuhlii (Kuhl's pipistrelle) is the source of this 1031-nucleotide messenger RNA. RefSeq names its product HIG1 hypoxia inducible domain family member 2A (gene HIGD2A). The record is from RefSeq and is a predicted model, not a curated record. NCBI's taxonomy places the organism in Eukaryota, Metazoa, Chordata, Mammalia, Chiroptera, Vespertilionidae. The coding region runs from base 489 to 815 and encodes 108 amino acids. The transcript is spliced from 2 exons. Gene Ontology annotation, cellular component: mitochondrion. Gene Ontology annotation, biological process: mitochondrial respirasome assembly.
ACAUACCCCUCCUUGCCAUAAAUCCAGGCUCCAGUUUUCCGGUCCAGGAAGUCUGGGUCAAGGGCAGGCCCCGUUUCCUAAAACCCGGCUACCUCACCACCCGAUCCGUAGCGCUGCCAUCUGUCUAGCAUUCCGGUUAAGACGCUCCGGUUAACACUGUAACCGAACUUCCGCCUUCGGGUCUUCCUCUCCGCCUUGGAACAUCCCGCUGACCACCGUGCCCGCAACUCAGACUCCGCGCCUUCACUUCCAGCACCUCGCGUAGCGGACUCCUUCCAGCGGGCACGCGCAGGGCUUCGCGGGCUUUCUGGGAAAUGUAGUCCUCCCCGAGAGCGCUGCCAUGCUGAGUACUACGACUCCCAGAAUGCAAUAAGCGGAUACGCCUGCGUACAACGCUCAGGAAAGUCCUUUUCUCCGCCCCCUUUCAUGACUUCAUUAGGAGGCGGAGUCUAGUGUCCCCAUUUUCUCCAGGUGCGGUUACCCGAGACAUGGCGAAUCCUCGCCCCAUGACUCCUCAGGCACCCUUUGAACCAUCGCAGCCCCCCGUUAUUGAGGGUUUUAGUCCCACUGUCUUUAGCAAUCCGGAAGGCUUCAAGGAAAAGUUCAUUCGCAAGACUCGCGAGAACCCAAUGGUCCCCAUAGGCUGCCUGGGCACGGCGGCCGCCCUCACCUACGGCCUCUACUGCUUCCACCGGGGACAGAGCCAGCGCUCCCAGCUCAUGAUGCGCACCCGGAUCGCCGCCCAGGGCUUCACGGUGGCAGCCAUCCUGCUGGGCCUGGCGAUGUCGGCGCUGAAGUCUAAGUCUGGACCCUGAGCCCGGAGAGCCCCGCAGAGAUCAUUCCCAGCCGCAGGAGCAGCCAACGGCCCUGCCGCCGAACUCAUUCCCUCUUCUCCCCCACCGCCCCCGCGUCCGUGGGGAGGAAGCGGCCAUUUGAUGUUUGUUGCUGGACUCUCUGGUUCGGUUCGGUUUGGGUAUUGCAUCCUUCUGUUUCUGCCGCUCUUUAUCCACUUCCUACUUAAUAAACUCUAA